Carlito syrichta (Philippine tarsier) is the source of this 926-nucleotide messenger RNA. Its product is annotated as transcription factor BTF3 homolog 4-like. Lineage: Eukaryota; Metazoa; Chordata; Mammalia; Primates; Tarsiidae. The record is from RefSeq and is a predicted model, not a curated record. Gene Ontology annotation, cellular component: cytosol; nascent polypeptide-associated complex. The coding region runs from base 59 to 535 and encodes 158 amino acids. The transcript has a single exon.
CUUGCUCUUGCUGCAUGCUGGUGUGGAGGAUCCUCCCUGCUUCAGAUUUACCAACAGCAUGAAUCAAGAAAAGUUAGCCAAACUUCAGGCUCAGGUCCAGAUAGAGGGCGAGGGUACAGCUCGCAGAAAGAAGAAGGUGGUACACAGAACAGCUACAGCUGAUGACAAAAAGCUCCAAAGUUCUCUUAAAAAGCUGGCUGUGAACAAUAUAGCUGGUAUUGAAGAGGUGAACAUGAUUAAAGAUGAUGGGACAGUUAUUCAUUUCAACAAUCCCAAAGUCCAGGCUUCCCUCUCUGCUAACACCUUUGCAAUUACUGGUCAUGCAGAAGCCAAACCAAUCACAGAAAUGCUUCCUGGAAUAUUAAGUCAGCUUGGUGCUGACAGCUUAACACGCCUUAGGAAGUUAGCUGAACAGUUCCCGCGGCAAGUCUUGGAUAGCAAAGCACCAAAACCAGAAGACAUUGAUGAAGAGGAUGAUGAUGUUCCAGAUCUCGUAGAAAAUUCUGAUGAGGCCUCAAAGAAUGAAGCUAACUAAAAUUUUUUUCUGGUUUUUGGAAGCUGGCAUGGACUAGAUUUAACAAAUCAGCUAUGUGGUUCCAAAGUUUUACAGACACGGAGAACAUCACCUGUUACUAGUUCAAUAAUAUAAAUAUUUUGUAUAUUAAUAAUGCUGUUUAUUCAGCAUUUUUCAGUCAUUUGAUUGUGCUUUUUGCACUUCUUCCCAGAUCUAUUCUCUUGGUCAAACUAUGAAGUACUGGUGCAGUUUGAGGGUGUUUUGGUUUUUGAUUCUGGCUUUUUGUUUUUGUUGGGAUCUUUUUGGUGUAUGUAUGUUUAUGUAUGCGUGUGGGUAUGUGUGUAUACAGUGGAGAGCAAAUUGGAAAACAGUUCUAUUUAUCCUCCUCCUUCCUCCAGUAGAAAACAAAUCU